UUAUACUGAAAGGAAGCUUCCUGUGCCAUCUUGCCGCUUCAAUCAAUGGCGGCUUGACAGACCCGCGGCAUCGGAUGGCUGCGCUGCCGCCUUUUAGUCAGUCAGUCGGUACCGAGUCGACCUGCUUUCUUCGCCGCUUGACACCACAGACCACGACCACCGGACCGGGGAGGCGACGGAACCGGCUCCGGUAUGAAGCGUCCCCUCAGCCAAUCAACCCCGCCGGGCGCCGAGCCGGCUGCGUCGGAGGCCGGCGACAUGGACGUCGAGCGCUGUCGCCAGGCCGCGGUGGUAAAGAAGUCAUCGGCGGGGGGCUCCUUGCUCCCCUCUUCACCGUCGCGUAGGCCCAAAAGGGAGCGCAGGCAGCGCAGCUACACACUGUGCGGCGUCUGCAACAUCCAGCUGAACUCGGCGGCGCAGGCGCAGAUCCACUACAACGGCAAGUCUCACCAGAGGAGGCUCAGGCAGAUCAGCAAUGGCGGCAGGAAGACCAAGAGCAGCACAGGUACAUCGGGACAGGCGGGGCCUCUCCUCGCCUCGCUGCCCAUAGGGGGCCGGCAGCUGCAACCUCAGCUGGACCUCAAACACCUCCUGCCCUUCCGACUCAACGGCUCCUCCCCUCUCAGCCUCUUCCCCAACUUCAGCACGAUGGACCCUGUCCAGAAGGCAGUGAUCAACCACACUUUUGGCGUCCCUCAGCCCCUCAAGAAGAAGCAGAUUAUCUCCUGCAACAUUUGCCACUUGCGCUUUAACUCCACGAACCAGGCAGAGGCGCACUAUAAGGGCCACAAGCACGCGCGCAAGCUCAAAGCCAUCGAGGCCCAGAAGAACAGGCAAAGACGAGGCGGGGAGGCUUCAUCCGGCGGGAGGGAGAGAAACAGAAACAGAGAGCGCAACAGGACCAAGACAACGGAGAUUGCACUGCCCGUCGUUGUGGACUCAAGCUUAGAGGAAGGAACAAGUCUUCAGGCGGAUCACGACGCCGUCACCUCGGACGUGAAGACGGCGGACAGUCCCAGGAGCUCGGCCAUGCUGACGCCGGUGUCGGACGUCUCCGGGACCGAGCUGGUCACCUUCUCCCCUCCUCAGAUCGCAGAGACGGCCUCCGACGGCAUCGGCCUCGAGGCGCCGGAUGCCGUCGAGUCGGGCAACCAGCCCAACGCCUCCGGCGCCGGCGGGGAGGCGCCAACGGACGAGGACGGCAAGAAAAGUAAAGCUCACCUCCACUGUCCCGUCUGCAAGGUGACGGUUAACUCCACCUCCCAGAUGGAAGCACAUAACAGCGGUACAAAGCACAAGCUGAUGCUGGAGGGUCAAAGCGUCCUGCCGCGGCGCCGCAGCAAGACGGGAGGCGGUCGGGGCAGCUGCAAGAGCAGGAGGCUGGGGAGCAAAGGCAGCGUGGGCGUGUCCAGCAAGAACUUCCAGUGCGAAGUGUGCGACAUCUUCGUCAACUCUGAGUCACAACUGACCCAGCACAUGAAUAGCAGACGGCACAAGGACAGGUUGGCGGGAAAACCCCCCAAGCCAAAGUUCACCCCCCACAGCAAGAGCCAGCACAGCUCCAGCAUAGCGAGCAUGAGAUGGAGUGGCUGUGCAGGCGUGGCCGUGUCGGCCAUGAGGAAAGCCUUCAGCCACUACAGCCUCACCUCCAUCUCCUCGCAGACCAAACUGGCCUUGCACAAGCAGCUGACCAAGACCUUGACCACGGGCUUCCUGCCCGGCCCCCUCACGCCGCCGACCCUGUGCACGAUGGCCGCAAACCCGCUGGCGCUGCGCCAUCCGAUGGGCGCCGCCGCCUUCAUACAGACACCCUUCCUGGGGCCCGCACUGUUCCGGCCCGCGCCGGGGCCUCUGCGGGCCCCGCACGCACCAUUCAUCUUCUCCCCCUACUAAACCCAUGUGACCCCCCUCCAUCCCUCCCUCCCUUCCCCCCAUCGCUCUCCCCUUCUUCCCGAGCCCACCCCCUCCUGACAAAGGUCACACUCAAAACUAUGCAGUCUGCCUGACUUGAGACGGACAGCGCCCCCCACCUGUCACGCCUUCUUCCUGCUGUGGCGGUCGCCAGCGAGGGAGCAGGCCGCGCCUCCAAGGGCCGCAUUUAUAGCCAUUCAUCGGGGGCCGCGGGGGGGUUACAUGCUCGGGAUCGUAGGUUUAGUCUCGCUGGACGUUUCGUGCGGUUGACACAAGUCAAGCUCCCUUUACUUGAUGCCCUUUUCAAGCCUUUUCAACAUUUUCCUGUCGUGUCCAUUCUGCCCCGGUCUACCUUUAACACACAAACACUGACACACAACAACACACAAGGAAACACAACAACACACAAGGACACAUUUCCUCACUUCUGGGUGAAAGGCGGGUGCUCGUUCACAACGGUGUGUCCUAAAAAGAAGCUGCGCCUGUCAGUCAUCACCCAGGGCUCUGGUUGAUCGGCAAUAAUCAUUCUUGUGUUUCAUGUUGGAUUUACGGGAGCCUCUUUUCCCCACUAAAACUAAAAUACUCCAAUGGGAAGUCAGAAUUAUGAGAUAAAAAGUCAUAAUUAAAUGCAAUAAAUUCGACGAUAGGAUAUAAAAAGUACUAAUUAGAAGAUAAAAAGUCAUAAUUGUGAGCGAAAAGUCGAAAGUUAUGAGAGAAAAGACGAAAAUUAUGACUAAAAAUAUGUCGGGAUUAUGAAGAAAUUUAAAUUAUGAGAUAAAAAGUCAUAAUUAGGAGAUCCGUCCAUCCAUACAUCUUAUUCCGCUUAUCCGGAGUCAGGUCGCGGGCGCAGCAGCCUAAGCAGAGAAGCCCAGACUUCCCUCUCCCCAGCUACUUGGUCCAGUCCCACCCAGGGGAAUUAAGAGGUAUAAAUCGAAAUUAUGAGAUAAAAAGACAAAAUUAUGUAAUAACAAAAGUAUAAUAAGCAAGUCAAAGUUAUGAGAUAAAAAUAAUUAUCAUUAGAUAAAAUGUCGAAAUUAUGAGAUAAAAAGUUGCAAAAAUGUAUAAACAAAAAUCGAAAAAGUCUUAAUUAUGAGAUAAAAGUCAAUGUCAUGAGAUAAAAAGUCAAAACUGUGAGAUAAGAAAGUCAUAUUUAAGAAAUAGAACCUCAUACUUAUAAAGAAAUUGAAAUUAUGAGAUAAAAAAGUCAUAAUUAAGAGAUCCAUCCAUCCAUACAUCUUAUUCCGCUUAUCCGGAGUCAGGUCGCGGGGGCAGCAGCCUAAGCAGAGAAGCCCAGACUUCCCUCUCCCCAGCGACUUGGUCCACCCCCACCCGGGGCGAAUUAAGAGGUAUAAAUCGAAAUUAUGAGCUAAAAAGACGAAAUUAUGUAAUAACAAAAAACAAAAUUAUAAUAAGCAAGUCAUAGUAAUGAGAUACAAAUAAUUAUCAUUAGAUAAAAUGUCGAAAUUAUGGAAUAAAAAGUCGAAAAAAUGUAUUACCAAAAGUCGAAAUUAUAAGAUAUAAAAAAGUCAUAAUUAUGAGAUAAAAGUCAUUGUCAUGAGAUAAAAAGUCGAAACUAUGAGAUCAGAAAGUCAUAAUAAAGAAAUAGAACCUCAUAAAAAUGAGAUAAAAGUCGUUAUAAAGAGUCGAAAUUAUGAGGUAAAGUCAUAAUUAUGAGAUAAAAAUGUAAAAUGUUGAAAUAAUAAAGUCAUAUUUAAGAGAUAGAAUGUCAUAUUUAUGAGACAAGAAAGUCAUUAUCAUGAUGUAAAAAGUCGAAAUUACAAGACAAGAAAGUUUAAAUUAUGAGAUAAAAAUCAAAAUUAUCGAAUGAGAAAGUCAGAGUUAAGAGAUAAAAUGUAAAAUUCUGGUGUAAAAAGUUAAAAUUAUGUAUUAACAAAAGUCGAGACUACAAUAUUUUAAAAAGUCAUAAUUAUGAGAUAAAAAUUCAUAAUUACCAGAUGAAAGUCAUCAUGAUUUAAAAAAAUGUAAUUAUGAGUUUGAAGAAAGUUGUAAUUAUGAGAUAAAACUAAUUAUCAGAUAUAAAAAGUCGAAAUUACGAGAUAACAAAGUUUAAAUUAUGAGAUAAGAAAGUUGAAAUUAUGAGAUAAAAAGUCAUAAUUAAGAGAUCCACACAUCGUAUUCGGCUUAUCCGGAGUCAGGUCGCGGGGGCAGCAGCCUAAGCAGAGAAGCCCAGACUUCUCUCUCCCCAGCUACUUGGUCCAGCCCCACCCGGGGGAUCCACAGGAAUUAAGAGAUAAAAAUCGAAAUUAUGAGAUUAAAAAAAUGAAAUUAUGUAAUAACAAAAAUCGAAAUUAUAAUAAGGAAGUCAUAGUUAUGAAAUUAAAGUAAAUAUCAUGAGAUAAAAUGUCGAAAUUGUGAGAUAAAAAGUAAGCAAAAAGUAUUACCAAAAGUCGAAAUUAUAACAUAUAUAAAAAAAGUCAUAAUUAUGAGAUAAAAGUCAUUGUCAUGAGAUAAAAAGUCAAAACUAUGAGAUGAGAAAGUCAAAUAAGAAAAAGAACCUCAUAGUUAUGAGAUAAAAGUCAUGAGAUAAAGAGUCGAAAUUAUGAGGUAAAGUCAUAAUAAUGACAUAAAAAUUUAAAAUGUUGAAAUGAUAGUCAUAUUUAGAAUAGAAUGUCAUAUUUAUGAGAUAAGAGAGUCAUCAUCAUGAGUUAAAAAGUCAAAAUGAUGUAUUGACAAAAAUCGAGAUUAUCGAAUUUUCAAAAAUCACAAUUAAGAGAUAGGACGUAAAAAUUAUGAUGUAAAAAUUCAAAAUUAUGUAUUAACAAAAUUUGAGUUUAUAAGAUUUUAAAAAGUCAUAAUUAUGAGAUAAAAAUGUAUAAUUACCAGAUGAAAGUCAUCAUGAGAUAAAAAAAAAUUAAAUAAUGAGAUUAAAGAAAGUCAUAAUUAUGAGAUCAAAUUCAUUAUCGUGAUAUAAAAAUACAAAAUUACAAGGUAAGAAAGUAUAAAUUAUGAGAUAAAAAGUCAAAAUUAUCGAAUGAGAAAGUCAAAGUUAAGAGAUACAAGGUAAAAAUUCUGAUGUAAAAAGUUAAAAUGAGGUAUUAACAAAAGUUGAGAUUAUAAUAUUUUAAAAAGUCAUAAUUAUGAGAUCACAAUUCAUAAUUACCAGAUAAAAGUCAUCAUGAGAUAAAAAAAUUAAAAUAUGAGUUUAAAGAGAGUCAUAAUUAUGAGAUAAAAUUCGUUAUCAUGAUAUAAAAAGUCGAAAUUACAAUAUAACAAAGUUAUCAUUAUGAGAUAAAGAGUCGAAAUUAUGAGGUCAAGUCAUAAUUAUGAGAUAAAAAUUAAAAAUUUUGAAAUGAUAAAGAGAUAGAAUGUCAUAUUUAUGAGAUAAAAAGUCAAAAUUAUGAAAUAAGAAAGUUGAAAUUAUGAGAUAAAAAGUCAUAAUUAAGAGAUCCAUAAUUAAGAUAAAGAACCUCAUAAUUAUGAGAUAAAGGUCAUUAUAAGAUAAAGAGUCGAAAUUAUGAGGUAAAGUCAUAAUUAUGAGAUAAAAAUUAAAAAUGUUGAAAUGAAAAGAAAUAGAAUGUCAUAUUUAUUAUAUUCAAAAUAUUCAUUAUCCUGAUGUAAAAAGUCGAAAUUAUGUAUUAACAAAAAUCGAAAUUAUAGAAUUUUAAAAAAAUCUAAAUUAUGAGAUAAAGCCAUAUUUAUGAGAUAAAAAGUCGAAAUUAUGAAAUGAGAAAGUGAGAAUUAAGAGACAGAAAGUAAAAAUUGUGAUGUAAAAAGUCAAAAUUAUGUAUUAACAAAAGUUGACAUUAUAAGAUUUUAAAAAGUCAUAAUUAUGAGAUAAAAUUUAUUAUAAGAUAUAAAGAGUCAAAAUUACAAAAUAAGAAAGUUUAAAUUAUGAGAUAAAAAUCAAAAUUAUGAAAUGAGAAAGUCAGAGUAAAGAGGUAGAACGUAAAAUUCUGAUGUAAAAAGUUAAAAUUAUGUAUUAACAAAAGCAGAGAUAAUAUUUUAAAAAGUCAUAAUUAAAUUUAUGAGAUAAGAAAGUUGAAAUUAUGAGAUAAAAAGUCAUAAUUAAGAGAUCCAUAAUUAAGAUAUAGAACCUCAUAAUUAUGAGAUAAAGGUCAUUAUAAGAUAAAGAGUCGAAAUUAUGAGGUAAAUUCAGAAUUAUGUGAUAAAAAUUUUUGAUUUUGAAAUGAUAAAGAGAUAGAAUGACAUAUUUAUGAGAAAAAAUAUUCAUUAUCCUGAUGUAAAAAGUCGAAAUUAUGUAUUAACAAAAAUCGAGAUUAUAGAAUUUUUAAAAAUCUAAAUUAUGAGAUAAAGCCAUAUUUAUGAGAUAAAAAGUCAAAAUUAUGAAAUGAGAAAGCGAGAAUUAAGAGAUAGAAAGUAAAAAUUAUGAUGUAAAAUGUCAAAAUUAUGUAUUAACAAAAGUUGACAUAAUAAGAUUUUAAAAAGUCAUAAUUAUGAGAUAAAGUGUAUUAUAAGAUAUAAAAAUUCUAAAUUGUGAGACAAAAGUCAAAAUUAUAAAAUGAGAAAGUCAGUAAAGAGGUAGAACCUAAAAUUCUGAUGUAAAAAGUUAAAAUUAUGUAAUAACAAAAGUAGAGAUAAUAUUUUAAAAAGUCAUAAUCACGAGAAAAAAAGUCAUAAUUACCAGAUGAAUGUCAUCAUGAGAUAAAAAAUUGAAAUUAUGAGAUUAAAGAAAGUCAUAAUAAUUAGAUAAAAUUAAUUAUCAGAUAUAAAAAGUCGAAAUUAUGAGAUAAGAAAGUUUAAAUUAUGAGAUAAAAAGUCAAAAUUAUGAGAUAAGAGAGUUUAUAUUAUGAGAUAAAAAGUCAAAAUUAUGAGAUAAAGUCAUAACAAUGAGAUGAGAAAGUCAUAAUUAUGAUAUAGAACGUCAAAAUGAUCAGAUAUAAAUUGCAUAACUGUGCUGCACUCUCAUGAUUUGAACUUUUUAUUUCACAAAUAUAAUUCAUUAUUUGGAUAUUUUCCUAUUUUAGUGGCAAAAAGGGGCUUCUAAAAAUGUGUUUGUAGCUGAUGAGAAUAAGUGAAAAGUGGUCCUGGGAACUCUGCAGCAGCAAUGUUUGGGUCCAGGUGGUGGGAGGAGCCUAAUCGCUGCUUGACUGACAGCUGGCAGCGUGGCAGAGAACAAAUCCCGGCGCCAUGGCAACCACACUUUUUGUUUCAAGAGCACCCCUGACAUCGCUCAGAAAAAAGCCAUAUUUCUUCUUUUUGUGCGUGUUUUAUGGACGCAACGAAAAGAUUCCAUGACAUUUAAAGCAAUACACACACACACUUAAGGCCUCACCUUGCAUCACUCACAACCUCUUAGUUUAGGCUCCGCCCCUUGUCCUAACCAGACUGUUAGUAAGAACUUCACAAAAAAAAUCUUCAAAGGAGCACAUCCUAGGUAUUUUCUCUCAUUGUGCAAUAUGUAAAGGUGUGUGUGUGUGUGUGUGUGUGUGUGUGUGUGUGUGUGUGUGUGUGUGUGUGUGUGUGUGUGUGUGUGUGUGUGUGUGUGUGUGUGUGUGUGUGUGUGUGUGUGUGGUAAAGCGCCCAGUCCUCGUGCUACGUUCAGCCCGCCGUGAUCUCCCGCCUGUCCGUCAAAGCAGCCGACCUCACUGUUGGUUUUAUGGAGCGUUCCCCGUUCAAUGUCGAAACCUAUAGAAGAACUAUUAGAACUUUGAUGAUUAUCGCCCAUAGAUCUGUGGGACAAACACGGAUUGUCCUUUAUUGAGCUUUCCUUUUUGUAAGAGAACAUAUUUAACAGUAUGGUGUAUGGAUUUAAGGCCUUUUGAGGGAUGGGGAAAAAAAAAAAAAGCAAAGAAAGUACGACAUCCCCUUAGGCGGGCCUUCUCAGGGGUGACCAGGUCCAGCCAACGCUAACGCCGCCAUCCACAUUUCAGGGUACCGCUCGUUAAAGACGACCGUACCGCCGUCAGCGCAGCCGCGGAUGGAUUUUGGAAAAUAAAAGCUUUUAGAACUUCUUAAA
Messenger RNA from Nerophis ophidion (straightnose pipefish), 7849 nucleotides. It is a transcript of the gene znf385c, whose product is annotated as zinc finger protein 385C. Gene Ontology annotation, cellular component: nucleus. Gene Ontology annotation, molecular function: zinc ion binding; nucleic acid binding. The record is from RefSeq and is a predicted model, not a curated record. The transcript is spliced from 10 exons. Lineage: Eukaryota; Metazoa; Chordata; Actinopteri; Syngnathiformes; Syngnathidae. Bases 193 to 1893 code for a protein of 566 amino acids.